CAAAAACUAGAUGCUCGAUAUUGGGACAAAGUCCUAGGUUUUGCUUAUAAUAGCCAGAGGCUCAGCGUUUGUGUUUCUACAGAUUUGGCAAACAGCAGCAAGCAGUUGGGUCUCUCUGGGAGUUGGAGUGCUGAUUGGAUUUGAUCCUGAAAUCUGGGCUCUUGCGCCCUGUGGCUGGUUAAAUCCAUGAUCUUCAGCGUCCCAUGGACCCUUCUCCACUGUCAACCACUCCACCUAUUGAACAACAACAACAAGAUGAUGAGUGGGACACUGAUGGAUUCGUGAUUCCAAGCUUGGUUAUCGAAGACCAAGAUAAAAUUAAUGAUGAUGCUCCAAUAGUAGAAGACCCAAAACCUCCUUCUCCAAAGGACAAAAAAGAAGAGAAUAUCUACUUAGGACCACACGGGGCUCCCCCUUCACAGUCAAAGCAGCAAGAGGUAAAUUCUUCUAGCCGUAAGCAGAAGUUCAAGCAGAGACUGAAAGAAGCAGAUCGGAAGAGUAGCGGGACUGGACGAGAGAAUAAGUUGGACAAUCUGCGAGAACUUGUGGGUGGUGGGAAUGAAAGCAGCAACAUGGCAAAAGGCACUUCAAGGGACUGGUUAGACCCCCACUGUCAUGAGUCUCAGUUUGAAAAGUGGCACCCCCAGUGAUUGUUAUCUUUUGAUAAUUUAUUCUGUUCAAGAUAUCUGAAUUUGGCAGGCCAUUGUUUGGUUUGAAAACUUAAUACUGUUCAAGAUAUAUGAAUUUCGCACCCUUGUUUGGUUUGAUCGUUACAUUAUCUCUGCAGACACCUGAGGCCAUGUAUCUUGACAAUAAAAUUUUAGUUGAAACCAGAAACUCAUAAAAUGA
This is a messenger RNA of Rosa rugosa (rugosa rose), 849 nucleotides long. RefSeq lists its product as uncharacterized. The transcript has 3 exons. Bases 204 to 650 code for a protein of 148 amino acids. Lineage: Eukaryota; Viridiplantae; Streptophyta; Magnoliopsida; Rosales; Rosaceae. The record is from RefSeq and is a predicted model, not a curated record.